This is a messenger RNA of Salarias fasciatus (jewelled blenny), 1052 nucleotides long. It is a transcript of the gene mrpl46, whose product is annotated as mitochondrial ribosomal protein L46. The coding region runs from base 1 to 879 and encodes 292 amino acids. NCBI's taxonomy places the organism in Eukaryota, Metazoa, Chordata, Actinopteri, Blenniiformes, Blenniidae. The record is from RefSeq and is a predicted model, not a curated record. Gene Ontology annotation, cellular component: mitochondrial large ribosomal subunit. Gene Ontology annotation, molecular function: structural constituent of ribosome. The transcript has 4 exons.
AUGGCUGCGCCCUGUAGCAGGAUGGCGAGUCGGUGUGUCUUCCACUUUCUUACCAGUUACAGCAGAACAGCGGUGGGAAAUGCGAGUUUCCGUCACUUUUCGAGCUCUGCUGUUUGUCGGAACCUCUCUCAGACAAAAUGCACGACGCAGAAGGCGGGUUCUCCGUGGUCUUUGACAGCGGCGGUAUAUCUGCUGAGGCCCCCGGUCAUCUCAGCGGAGUACAGUCCGAUCGAGCAGCGGUACAUGGAGCUGAUAGAGCAGAUGGAGCUGGAGAAAAGCGUGUUGUCAGACCACGAGCUGCGGCUGCUCGAGGACGCAGAUCGGUUGAGCCGGAAGCAGUCGGACGAUUACGACUCGGAUGAGGAGGAGCAGCACGGGGACCAGGAGAUCAUCAUGGCUCAGGACCUGGAAGACAUCUGGGAGCAGAAGCUGAAGAACUUCAAGCCCUCGCCGAGGGUCAGAGCCGACGUAGAUAAGGACUUGACCUCAGCCGAGCGCUGCCUGGACGAGUCGCUGGUUCUUCUUGCCGAGCAGCAGGUGGGCAGCCAGAAGCUGUGGCUGCUGCCGCAGACCCAGUGGCAGGAGGGUGAAACGCUGCGACAGACGGCGGAGAGAGCGCUCGCCUCCCUGCCAGUCGGUUUCAAGGCCACGUUCCUGGGAAACGCCCCCUGCGGAGUGUACAAGUACAAACUGCCCAAAGCCGCCCGGACGGAGAGCUCGGUGGGAACAAAGGUGUUCUUCUUCAAAGCCGUCCUGUCAGAAGCCGCCCCCCCCAAAGCCCCCGACGCUCCACUGCUCUGGCUGAAGAAGAGCGAGCUGGAGGAGUACCUGAAACCGGCGUACCUGCAGAAGGUGGAGCGCUUCAUCAUCAACCUGUGACACACACACACACACACACACACACAACAGGACUCCGACACAACGAUCAAUAUUUAUGAGGCCUGGAACGUUCCCUUUGUUGUCUUCUAAGAAAAAACAAUCCUGUCAUUCAGUGAGAUAUAUAUGUAUGUUUCAUGAAAUAAAUAUUUGUUUUUCUCACAUGUUGUGAAUCU